AUGAGCAAGCGACAAACGCCAAGUGAGUUCCUCAAACAGAUCAUCGGGAAACCUGUCGUUGUGAAGCUCAACUCCGGUGUUGAUUAUAGAGGUAUUCUCGCUUGCCUGGAUGGGUACUUAAAUAUUGCCUUGGAGCAGACCGAAGAGUACGUGAAUGGUCAGCUGAAAAACAAGUACGGAGACGCGUUCAUUCGCGGAAACAACGGUUUGGUUCAGUCUAGUUCUUUCCUGUGA
This is a messenger RNA of Soboliphyme baturini, 234 nucleotides long. NCBI's taxonomy places the organism in Eukaryota, Metazoa, Nematoda, Enoplea, Dioctophymatida, Soboliphymatidae. The record is from the annotation of a GenBank genome assembly.